This is a messenger RNA of Sarcophilus harrisii (Tasmanian devil), 1432 nucleotides long. It is a transcript of the gene THOC6, whose product is annotated as THO complex 6. Gene Ontology annotation, biological process: mRNA export from nucleus. Gene Ontology annotation, cellular component: THO complex; transcription export complex. Gene Ontology annotation, molecular function: protein binding. NCBI's taxonomy places the organism in Eukaryota, Metazoa, Chordata, Mammalia, Dasyuromorphia, Dasyuridae. Bases 256 to 1365 code for a protein of 369 amino acids. The transcript is spliced from 13 exons. The record is from RefSeq and is a predicted model, not a curated record.
UGGGACUUGUUGCGGGCCUUGGGAGCACCCACCACAGCCGGCCCGGUGCUCGUGGGGUCUCACGGAAGCCGGAGGCUCCGUCCAUACCCGUCGUGGGGGGAGGGGGAGGUGUGAGGGCGGAGCUGUGCUCGCGCCAUUGGAUCUUACGUCAUUAGUCGGCGUCGAAGACCCUUCCUUCUGGGAGCUGUAGUCUCCUCCCGAGAGGUGGGGCGCCAUUCUCGCCGCACGUCAUCCCGCGGAAGGGGUGCCGUCGGCAUGGUGGGGUGUGGGCCGGCAUCUAGGUCGAGGAAACGGGCCAGACAAAAAUGGCAGCCAGAGGGAAGGAGAUUAGAUAUCAGGAAAAGCUUCCUGACUCGGAGGGAUUUGAGUUGUGGUAUGGAGGUACAGCGCGCCCUGGAGCGGCUGCACAUGACCAUCUUCUCCCAGAGCGUUUCCCCCUGUGGCAAGUUCUUAGCGGCAGGGAACAACUACGGGCAGAUUGCCAUCUUCAGUUUAUCAGCCGCUUUGAGCUCAGAAGCCAAAGAGGAAAGCAAGAAGCCGGUGGUGACCUUUGUAGCCCACGAUGGCCCCGUGUACAGCCUGGUCUCAACGGAUCGCCAUCUGCUCAGUGCAGGGGAUGGUGAAGUGAAGGCCUGGCUUUGGGGGGAAAUCAUCAAGAAGGGCUGUAAGGAAGUAUGGAGCAGACAUCCCCCGUACAGGAGCAGCCUGGAAGUUCCUGAAAUCAAUGCUUUGCUGCUUAACCCCAAGGAGAAUUCCCUCCUCUUGGCAGGGGGUGAUUGCCAACUUCAUACUAUGGACCUGGAAACUGGAACAUUCACACGUGCACUUCGAGGUCACACUGAUUACAUUCAUUGUCUGGCUCUUCGGGAAAGGAGUCCUGAAGUGUUAUCUGGGAGUGAGGAUGGCAGUGUUCGUCUUUGGGAUCUUCGUACUGGUGAGGAGGUGCAGACCAUUGAAGUUUACAAGCAUGAGGAGUGUGCUCGACCCCAGAAUGGGAAGUGGAUUGGAUGUUUAGCAACUGACUCAGAUUGGAUGGUAUGUGGAGGGGGCCCAGCUCUUACUCUUUGGCACCUUCGAUCUGCCACACCCACAACAGUGUUUCCACUUAGAGCCCCACAGAAACAUGUAACCUUCUAUCAAGAUCUGAUCCUCUCAGCAGGACAAGGACCUUGUGUGAACCAGUGGCAGCUGAGUGGGGAGCUGAAGGCACAGGUACCUGGUUCCUCUCCCAGUCUGCUUAGUUUAAGCCUUAAUCAGCAGCCUGCUGCACCAGAGUGCAAGGUUCUGACAGCUGCAGGAAAUAGCUGUAGAGUUGAUGUCUUCACUAACCUUGGAUACCGAGCUUUUUCCUUAUCUUUCUCCUGACCCUCCUCUCCAAUCUUCCCUUCCCCAUUUGUUAGGAUCUACUUUGUUAAUUAAAAAAAAAAAAAAG